Molecule: messenger RNA, 1579 nt
Organism: Egretta garzetta (little egret)
Lineage: Eukaryota; Metazoa; Chordata; Aves; Pelecaniformes; Ardeidae
Product: carbonic anhydrase 13
Exons: 8
Coding region: 898-1446 (182 amino acids)
Cellular component (GO): cytoplasm
Molecular function (GO): carbonate dehydratase activity; zinc ion binding
Source: RefSeq, a predicted model, not a curated record
CAACGGGCACUCCACCAGUGUUGAGUUUGAUGACACUGUCAACAAAUCAGGUUCAUUCCAACCGAAUCGCUCAAGUCUCUUAUCUGACUUUAGCUGCAGGUUUGGUUAUAUAUAUUUUUCCCUUGUACAAUCCAUACUUGGACUUCUUGUGUCAGGAAAGAGCCAAGACAGAACAAAUGAAAUAUAUCCCAAGUGAUCCCUUUUCUUCUCUGAAAAGUGUUGUUGUCCAGCCUUUUCUAGGAGUAUGUAGCUUCCCUUUUUGCAAGCAAUAAUUCUUAUUUAGAAGUUCUCUGGUUUAGCAUAGUCUUUGUAAUGUUAAUGCCUUCAUCUUUAAAACCUUCCCUUGGAUGGUAGGCAACUAGCACACCUCCCCUUGAAACAGUAGGAGUGUGGUUUCUACAAGCAAUACAAUCCUCUUGUUGCAUGAGGCUCAGCUGAGGAUCCAAGCCCAUAUGGUGCAUUCACAAGGGUCAAAGCCAGAGGGGGACUAAUUUGUGAUCACCCUGUCCAUUAGUCCCGAGGAACUAUUGGCUUAUAGUGGCAACAAGGAGAGGCCUAGAUGGAGGCAACAUCAUACUUUGCUUUCCCAGACCGUCUUAGUUUAGUUCUUAAAUUUCCUGUUGAUACGAGCAACACUGGAUGUUGCCUGAAAGCCACAAGCUGACCAUCAGUGAUCUGGUCUGACCUCAUGUGUGUCAGAUGCCACGGGACUUCCCAGAAUUAAUCUCUGCUGCAAGCCUAGUAGGUGUGGGUGAAAUAAAGCACAUCUCUUAGAAAAACAUACAAUCUUGAUUUCAAAAUUUCCAGCGAUGAUGAACCUACCACAGCCUUUGGUCAUUGAUCAAAAAAUACUGAAUUUUCUAGGGCCAAAAUUUGGCCUCUGGGGCACCCCUGUGAAUGUUGACCGGGGGGCCGCUCAGCGGGACCUACAGGCUGCGCCAGAUUCACUUCCAUUGGGGGUCCAAUGAUGAAGCUGGCUCCGAGCAUGCGGUGGAUGGGAUGAAGUACGCGGCAGAGCUUCAUGUGGUCCACUGGAACUCAGAAAAGUAUUCCAGUUUUGUUGAGGCAGCUCGUCAGUCAGAUGGAUUAGCAGUCAUGGCUGUAUUUCUGAAGAUCGGUGAAUGCAACCCUCAGCUGAAGAAGAUUACUGACCGCUUGGACACCAUCAGAAUCAAGGGUAAAAGAGCACUAUUCACAAACUUCAAUCCUAGCUGUCUGCUUCCCAAGUCCCUGGACUACUGGACUUACUUUGGCUCUCUCACUGUUCCACCUCUUCUUGAAAGUGUCAUCUGGAUUGUUCUGAGAGAGCCCAUAAGUGUUUGUUCUGAACAGCUAGCCAAAUUCCGCAGCCUCCUAAGCACUGCUGAGGAUGAGGUCGCCUGCUGCUUGCUGAGGAACUACCGGCCCCCCCAGCCUCUAAAGGGACGAGAAGUCAGAAGGAAUUAAAGAAGGGAUGAGAAGUCAGAAGGAAUUAAAGGAGUAAAGCCAGAGUAGUCUCCCUCUGAAACCAAAGGCUGAAUUAAUUUUAAUAGUUAAUAUACUUCGUGAUUUUAUUUUUUUUGUGAGUUAUUAUAACAAA